Aspergillus luchuensis is the source of this 498-nucleotide messenger RNA. Its product is annotated as FAD-dependent oxidoreductase. The coding region runs from base 1 to 498 and encodes 165 amino acids. The transcript has a single exon. The record is from RefSeq and is a predicted model, not a curated record. NCBI's taxonomy places the organism in Eukaryota, Fungi, Ascomycota, Eurotiomycetes, Eurotiales, Aspergillaceae. Gene Ontology annotation, biological process: secondary metabolite biosynthetic process.
AUGAGUACAGACACAAUAGGAGUUGCCAUCAUUGGGACCGGCAUCAAAGGAAUCACCCUGGCCCUUGGCCUCAUGUCUCGCGGCAUCCCUGUCCGCGUUUACGAGCGAGCCCGCGAUUUUCACGAAAUCGGAGCGGGCAUCGGCUUCACUCUCAACGCCGAAUGGGCAAUGAAAGUGGUCGACCCGCGUAUCCACGCUGCAUUCAAACGCGUCGCUAUGCCUAAUGCUUCGGACUGGUUCCAGUGGGUGGACGGAUUCAACGAGCCCGGUACCGACCCGCGGGAGACCGAGGAACAGCUGCUUUUCAAGAUCUACCUAGGCGAGCGUGGAUUCGAGGACUGUCACCGUGCCCAAUUCCUGGGUGAGCUAGCACGUCUACUCCCUGAGAAUGUUGUUACCUCUCACAAGGCGCUGGAUACUGUGGAGCCCGCAGCAGAUAAGAGCCUCGGCCAGCUACUCCGUUUCCAAGAUGGCACGACAGCUACCAACAGACCCUAA